GUGUUUGUGGAGCUGAACGAGCUGGUGAUCGACAGGAACCAGGAGCUGCAGUGGAGGGAGACGGCUCGAUGGAUCAAGUUUGAGGAGGAGGUGGAGGAGGAGACGGAGCGCUGGGGGAGGCCUCACGUCGCCUCCCUGUCCUUCCGCUCCCUGCUGGAGCUCCGAAAAACCAUCUCGCACGGGGCGGUGCUCCUGGACCUGAAGCAGAGGACUCUGCCGGGGAUCGCUCAGCAGGUGGUGGAGCAGAUGGUGAUCUCAGACCAGAUCAAAGCUGAAGACCGAGCCAACGUCCUCCGAGCUUUGCUGCUCCGCCACAG
Messenger RNA from Plectropomus leopardus (leopard coralgrouper), 317 nucleotides. The record is from RefSeq and is a predicted model, not a curated record. Lineage: Eukaryota; Metazoa; Chordata; Actinopteri; Perciformes; Serranidae.